UAUAACUCUUGGGCUCACUGAAACGCGACUCGCUGAUCGAGUUGUGACGGAAGGGAGAUCUAAGACUGUAAGUAAGAGCUCAUCGGUAGCUACACUGCUAUUCUGAGGAGUUCAUGGCGGGGCCGGGUAGUUCCAUGUUGUAUUCCUUUCUUCUGUUCACUGUCAUUCUAUCACUUCAACAGAUGUACAGAGGGAAGUUAGCAUCAACAGAGUUGUUUACCAUUCUUGGGGGUUUCAUUAGUUCUCUCCUAUUCCUUGUGCUGUUCACAUUCAUUGGCAAUCUCCAAGAAACAAGUGGCGUAAGGACUGGCUGGGGUGCCGUUAUUAUAGCAGAAGCAGUUGCUCUUAUUGCUGCUGGCACUGUCCAUCGAGUUUGUAUCACAACAUGUUUCUUGUUUUCAGCCGGAUUACUGUAUGAGGUCAACAAGCUUUCAGGGAUAAUGCUUGCCAAAAGUGAAUCUAAAUCGAAAAGGCACUGAGUCUACAGUGUAGGAUUUGAUGAUCUGCUGUUCUGAAAUUUUGUUGUUUCCUUUCCUUCUAAUUAUAAUUUAGAGAUAGAACUAAAACAAAAAAAAGAGUAUCAUUUUUAUGUGUAUCAGUUCUUUGUCAAUUAUACAGACUCCGAAAGAUGUUAUUUGAUGUGUUGCUAGUUUUACCCGCUUAUUUAA
Messenger RNA from Prunus mume (Japanese apricot), 668 nucleotides. RefSeq names its product keratinocyte-associated-like protein. Lineage: Eukaryota; Viridiplantae; Streptophyta; Magnoliopsida; Rosales; Rosaceae. The record is from RefSeq and is a predicted model, not a curated record. Gene Ontology annotation, biological process: protein N-linked glycosylation.